AUACUAAGAUAAAAUCACCAACAAAAAAACAUAUCUCACUCCCACCGCAGAAUAAAAAAAACCUAGAAGCUGCUCCGAGCUGAGAACAGUGUGAAGAAGGAAGCUAUGGAAAAUGGAGCUAUGGAAACUGCACCAACUUCUGAAAUGAUCGGAAAUGAUACCGAGAACGAGAGAUCUAAGCUUAUAGAUCUUGCAUCAGCUGCUAUAGAUGAAGUUAUCAAGUUGGCUCAACCUGACUCCGAUCUUUGGAUCAAGUCUCUGGAGAGUGGGAGGGAAGUUCUCAACCGCGACGAGUACGAAAAGAUUCGUUCUCCUAUUGAUACUCCGAAACCAAAUGGUUUUGUAGCUGAAGCUUCAAGAAAUACUGUGCUAUUAUGCACCAACACUGCUGCACUGAUCGAAACAUUUCUUGAUGCGGAUCGGUGGUCGAAGAUGUUUUCAUAUAUAAUUGCUAAAGCUAAAACAUUAGAUGUAUUAUCUAAUGGAAUUAAUGGAACCAGAAAUGGAUCUAUGCAACUGAUGCAUGCUGAGAUUCAAUUGCCUACUCCGUUGGUGCCGGUUCGAGAAUAUAGAUUCAUCAGGUUUUGCAAGCAGCAUGCUGAAGGUAAUAAGUGGGCUGUUGUUGAUGUUCCGAUCGACUUUUAUCGUGAUGGUCCCAAUGGAAACCCUAACUUGAGCUGUAAGAGGCUUCCGUCUGGAUGUAUUUUGGAGGAUAUGCCUUAUGGUUGCCAGAUAACUUGGGUGGAUCAUUCUCAAUAUGAUGAGAGUGCUGUCCACCAAAUCUACCGUCCACUGGUUAACUCCGGCAUCGCAUUUGGUGCUCAUAGAUGGGUUGCAACUCUCAAGAGGCAUUGUGAAUCUCUUGCCAUCCCAAUGUUUACCGUACCAUCUGAUUACCCUGCAGACAUAAGCCCAUCUGGCAAGAGUGGCUUUUUAAUGCUCGCGCAGCGGAUGUCUGAUAGCUUCAUGUCCGGAAUUUGUCCUUCGUCAGCUUGCAAGUGGGACAUCCUUCACAUUAGUAACAUGGCCAACAACGACAGGAGAAUCAUGUCCCGGUUAAUUCAGGAUGCCUCUGGUGAAAAUCGUGCAAUCGUGCUUCAACUUCUGUUUGGAUGCCGGUGUCACGGCAAAAGAUGUUUUAUUUCCUCCGUGAUGCACGAAUGAGAGGUCGGUGGGAUGGUUUGUCCAACAGCGAAUCAAUGGAGGAGAUAGUCCGCAUUCCUAAAGGACAAUUUGGAGAUUCAGUUUCUAUCAUUGGUGCUGCUGCUGGUAAAGGAAACAAGAGCAACUUUCUAUAUCUACAAGAUUCAUGGAUCGAUAGCUCUGGCGCAAUGGUCAUAUAUUCUCCGAUUAGUAUGCAAU
Messenger RNA from Trifolium pratense (red clover), 1362 nucleotides. Its product is annotated as homeobox-leucine zipper protein HDG1-like. The record is from RefSeq and is a predicted model, not a curated record. The transcript has 6 exons. NCBI's taxonomy places the organism in Eukaryota, Viridiplantae, Streptophyta, Magnoliopsida, Fabales, Fabaceae. The coding region runs from base 106 to 1164 and encodes 352 amino acids. Gene Ontology annotation, molecular function: lipid binding.